CUGCUCGCGCCCCACCCCGCCCUCACCGCCGCUCUGGGGGCGGCGGGCAGCUGGCGGGAGGUGCGCGAGGUGCUGGCAGGGCUAGCGGCGACCGCGUAUGCGCUGCGCCGCGUCCCCGUAUGGCCCGAUGCGCCCUGCAGCGCCCCCUGGAUAGCCGGCGAGGGAGGGGCGCAGGGGGCCGCCUCGCUGCCUCUCAGGAUACGGCAGGAGUUCAUCCCCUACGGCCGCCGCCCCGGCUCGCUGUCCUGCGUGUGGCUGCCGCUGCUGCACGAGCCCUGUUUGUACGGCGGUCGGGGCAUGCUGGCCCUGGAGUUUGCGCACUGGAAGCAUGGCCGGCGACUGAGCGGGGUGGUGGAGGCGGGGAGGCACAACACCAUUGGAUGGACGGCGGCCGAGCUGGGCCCCUCCGUUCCGCCCUCCAACUCCACUCCCACGUCCCGCAUCUUCAACGUGGCGAUGGACGAGGUGGCUCGCGCCUGGUCGCUUAGGAGGACCCACAUGCACAGGGUACUGUACCUGCUCAACCCGCUCAAUGUGACCUCCCCCGCGGGGACGGACGAGGACGUUGAUACUCGCGCCGCGCUGUCGGAGUGCAAGGCAACCAACCCGUAUGAGAUAGAGCAGGACCUUCUUGAUAAGCCGUACAGUAACGGUACGACCACAACCCUGAACUUCAUUCCAGCAUCCAUCAGCCGCGACGGUAUCAUCCGGCCCGCGGCAGCCAUCCCAGGAUACAACAUACCACUGAUGCCGGCGCCUGUGACAGCGGCAGCGGCGGCGGCAGCGGCAGCGGCAGCGGCGGAGGCUCAUAAUGGUACGAUAGUUGCUGACGGCGGCGGCGCCGCCGCUAACAGUACGACGGGUGGCUCCGUCGGCGAUACGAGUGGUACGGCCGACGGAGGCGCCGUGGCGUCACAGGUACCUGCUGCGGCGACGUCAAGAGUGGCGGUGGCGUUAGGUACGACGGCAGUUGGGGCGUCGUCGGGGGAGGACAGUGGCGCUGCCGGCACGACAAUACCCGCCGCCACCAGCGGAAAUCGCGGCGUCACCGCCGGUUCUGAGGCCACCUCUGCCUCUGGCGGCUCCCUCACCGUCACCAACACCAACGCCAACACCAAGACCACCUCCGGAACCAACUCAGCCAUGGAGACAAGCACCGCCGGCAGCAGCAGCAGCAGUAGCAGCACCAGCACCGCCGGCAGCACUGCCACGGGUGUUGAUUCUGAAUCAACAGCAGCAGCAGUAGGGCUUGCAGCAGCAGCGGCAGCAGCAGCAGCAGCAGGAGGUACGACAACCGGAGGCCUCAACACUGACAUCUCCGCCACCUCUGGUGGCACCGUUGCGGCUGCUGCUGCUGGAGCCUCUGAGGCCUCUCAUGGAAUAUCCGCCGGUUCUACGGAUACUGCUGCUGCGUCGGCGGCUGCCGGGACCGGGGCCGUCAUAAGGGGAGGUGCUACUGGGACAAUGACCGGAGGAGGUGCCACUGCCGGGACCAUGACCGGAGGAGCUGCCACUGCCGGGACCAUGACCGGAGGAGCUGCCACUGCCGGGGCCAUGACCGGAGGAGGAGGAGGAGGUGCUGCGGAGGACACAGCGGCGGCAGCAGCAGCCGCCACUGCUGUCCGCAUGUCAGCGGGUGCGGGAGAAGUGGCCACGGAGGACAUGGGGGGAACAGCGGGAGUGGACGCUACCGCGGCUGCUGCGGGUGCGGGUACGGCUGGUGCGGGUGGGGUUACGAGCAGAAGCAUGACAGCGUCUGCAGGCACGGGC
Messenger RNA from Astrephomene gubernaculifera, 1770 nucleotides. The record is from the annotation of a GenBank genome assembly. Lineage: Eukaryota; Viridiplantae; Chlorophyta; Chlorophyceae; Chlamydomonadales; Astrephomenaceae.